Messenger RNA from Populus nigra (black poplar), 1723 nucleotides. Its product is annotated as UDP-glucosyltransferase 29-like. The record is from RefSeq and is a predicted model, not a curated record. The transcript has a single exon. The coding region runs from base 39 to 1361 and encodes 440 amino acids. Gene Ontology annotation, molecular function: UDP-glycosyltransferase activity. NCBI's taxonomy places the organism in Eukaryota, Viridiplantae, Streptophyta, Magnoliopsida, Malpighiales, Salicaceae.
CCAGCCCAAAAUCAAGAAAGAUCACAAGGUUGAUCUUGAUGGAUACCUCAAGUAAGAGCAAUAUUCGAGUUCUAAUGUUUCCAUGGUUAGCUUAUAGUCACAUGCAUGCCUUCUUGGAGCUGGCCAAGAAGCUCUCAAAGAGAAACUUUUACAUUUACCUCUGUUCAACACCCGCUAAUCUUGCAUGUAUCAAAGAGAAAGAAGCUUCAGUAGAAUUUGUAGAACUCCAUCUUCCAUCAUUGCCCGAGCUUCCUCCUCACUACCACACAACCAAAGGUCUGCCCCGACAUCUCUUGAGCAACUUGAUGAAAGCCCUUGAUAUGUCAAGCUGUAGCUUCUCCGGAAUCUUGACUGCAUUAAAGCCAGACUUGCUCAUUUCUGAUUUCUUACAGCCAUGGGCUCCUGCAAAGGCUUUAUCACUUAAAAUCCCAACCGUUCUGUUCAUGGUUAGUGCUGCUAUGCCUUACUGUUUUCUGCUUGAUCUCGUGAAGAUAUCAGGUAGCACUGCUCUCCCCUUGCGGUCUAAUUAUCCACAUGAAUAUGAUUGUGAAAACGAUAACCUCACGCUUCAAGAUCGUCUUCUUCAAUGCUUGGAAGGAUCCAGUAAUCUCAUGCUGAUUAGAAGUCUUAGGGAGUUAGAGGGAAAAUAUGUAGAUGAACUCUCAGUGCUAGCCAUGAAGAAGAUUGUACUAGUGGGUCCACUUGUUCAGGAACUUAGUGAGGAAGAAAAUGAGAAAACAGAAAUCAUAGAAUGGCUCAACAAGAAAGACCCAUGCUCAGUCUUGUUUGUUUCAUUUGGCAGUGAGUGUUACUUGUCCAGGGAAGACAGAGAAGAGCUAGCUCAUGGAUUGCUGCUUAGCAAUGUAAGUUUUAUAUGGGUCCUCAGGUUUCCUCAGGGAGAGAAAAUAAGUGCAGAAGAAGCUUUGCCAGAGGGGCUUGUUGAGAUGGUUGGAGAAAAGGGAUUGUUCAUUGAAGACUGGGCUCCCCAGAAGAGAAUAUUGGAUCAUCCUAGCAUAGGUGGGUUUUUGAGUCAUUGUGGCUGGGGUUCUAUAAUGGAAAGCAUGAAAACCGGUGUUCCAAUAAUAGCCAUGCCUAUGCAUGUUGAUCAACCAUGUAAUGCCAAGCUCUUACAAGAGGUUGGUGUUGCUUUGGAAAUCAAGAGAGAGCAGAACGGCAAACUUGGAAGAGAAGAGGUUGCAAAAGUGGUCAGAGAAGUGGUCGUGGAGGAAACAGGAGAGCAGGUGAGAAGAAAAGUCAGAGAAUUGAGAGAGAGAAUAAGAGGCAAAGAAGAUGAAGAUAUGGAUGAGGUAGUAAAUGAGCUUGUCAAACUUUGUGGCCGGGAAGCAAAUAAACCUCUCUAGUCAGAGCUCUGGACCUCCUCCUCCAAAAUAAAUCUCAUCUUGUCUGAUUCUGCAGUCAGCUGCUAGUCAAGCUUUGGAUCUGAAUAAGGAGAAGUAGAUGAACAUGUCUGGGUGUAGUUACUAGUAGCUUUGUGCUACUGACCCACUCAACUCGGUGUUCAUCUCGCACCUGACUUUAGAUCACCAUACUACAUCAAUAAAAAACAAGCAUCAGAUGACAAAUUGAAAGCAAGAAAAAUAUAGCUGGACCAGAAAUUUGGAAAUGUAAUUAAAGCUUGCCAAUCCUUCCAUAACCUUGUUUAAUCUCAAUCUUCGAUAUUGUAUUUGGUUAUUAAUAUGGCAGGAGAAAAAACAAAUAUAUA